AAAAAUAUAUUUUUUAUAAUUUUUGAGCAAAAUCAGCAUAAAUUUAGAGACUUAAUAGCUUGAGAAUAUAAGUCACGAUGUCAUUUGCAAACUUGAUAUCGAGGACUUUGGUUCAAUCGGUGCAGCAAAAAGUGUUUCAAAAUAUUUCGCAGAAAGAGCCGGAAGAUUUAAGCGAAGAAGACGAGGAAAUGGCGAAUAAUCAACUUGACGAGUCCAUUGACGACAUCGAGUCAUACGACAAUUGCAAAGUUGUUGGUAUCCGUGACCGUUUCUUGCUGAUUCAGGAAAAUGAAGAAAAUAAAAUUAAAAUUAACAUGGACGAAAUUGAGCUGGAAGACGGUUACACGCCGGAUAUCGGAGACAUUGUCAGCAUCGAUUACGAAAUUCUGGAAAACGGAGAACAAAAAUACAAAAAAGUGUAUCCAGAUCCCGAGGAUACCAAGGAAAUUCAUGGCACUGUGACUUAUUUGGAUGACGAUUGGGGAAUCGUGAACGGGACUUACUUGUUUAACAGACGAAUUUUCACGGAAGGAUUUCGUUGCAACAAAGGCAGCACUGUUAUUUGUCGAACUAUUGCUUGUGAGCGAGAAUUUAAUGCUAAAGAUUAUUUUUUCAGAUGUUUCACAAUAAAAUUGCAAGGACAGCACAUGACUUACAGCCACAAUCGAGAAUUGAAGAAAUUACGAGAAAAAUACAGGAAUAAGGAAAAUUUCGCCGAACGAGAUAUCAAACUUCACAGCAAAACAUGCGUUUUUAAGUUUCACAAAGUGGGCGAAGAGCUGACAAAUUCAUUUAUUCUCGAGAAUAAUGGCGACAAACCCUUAACACUGAAGAAAAUUCGUUUCAAAAGCAACGAGGAUCAAGAAAAUUUCGAAUUGAAGCUCGUUGAAGAGCUCGAUCAAGUUGAUAUUCAGCCAAAAGACAUACUUCAAGUGAAAAUUUCCGCAAAAACGAACACAAAUGUCUCUCACAGCACGAAAAUUUUGUUCUUUUUCGAGCCAUAUGUGAUCUCGGGCACAAUUCACAUCCACAAUGCCGACCCAGAUGCUGAACUUGUCAAAAAUAAAUAUUACACGGAAAGCUUAUUGCAGCAACAAACAGACGUCAUUCCCGGCGAAAAGCCAUGUCGUGGUCCAAAAUUCACGGCAAAUCCCAUUGCGCCGCAUUUAAUUCCCGAUCGGAUCAAAGAAAUUAUCCUCCAAAGUGCUUCGUAUGACAAAAUCAAUAACGAUCUCAUCAACAGCAUUCCUCAAGUGGCGGAAGAACUUUCCUACGAAAAUUACGUCUGCAAGCUCAGUACCUUGUUGCAUCUCGAAGAAAUUGAGUUGUACCAUCAGAUGCGUCAAUAUGAUCAAGAAAAGGCACGCCUGACGCGUGAAAAUGAAUUUUUCGGUUUGGUUGUCGAAGGUUUGACCGAAAGACGUCCUUCGCUCGUCAUCGGGGAUCGCGUCAUUUUAUCGUAUCCCAAAUCGACCACGAAGCACGAAGGAUGGAUUCAUCAAGUGCGACACGAUACAAUUUUAUUAAAGUUCAGUCAGGAGUUCCAUUCGCAAUAUAAUGCGGAGUUAGUAAGACUCGUCUUUGAGUUUUCGCGUGCUAAUUUCAAGAAACAACAUGAAGCUGUAAAGAGAGUCUUCGAAAAAGUUUCUCAAAAUUUCCUGUUCCCGAAAGAAAUGAAAAUUAAAACGCCGAUCCAUAAUUUGACCUUGAAUGACGAUGAGGAAAUGGUUUUCUCCGGAUUUGAUAUGAAAAUCAAGUGGAAUAAUAAGAAUUUGAAUCUGCAUCAAAAGAAGGCGGUGAUGAAUGUGUUGAGAGGUGAAGCGAGACCCAUGCCUUAUAUUAUCUAUGGACCACCAGGAACAGGAAAAACGAUGACUUUGAUAGAAAUCGUGCAACAAAUAACGACACUUGAUGAGGAAGCUCAUGUUUUGGUAGCCACUCCAUCAAAUAGCUCAGCUGAUUUGAUCACUGAACGUCUUUUAGAAAACAAUCCCGAGUUAGGAUCCAUGCUUGUACGAGUCGUCGGUCAUAAUUUAGUUGAAAAAGACACAAUUCCCUUGAAUCUGAGAGAAUAUUGUGCUACUUUAGAGCUCGCCAUGGAAGGAACGAUCCUUGAAAAAAACAACAAAAAUGACGAUGGAAUCCUUUUGCGCAUCCAAAUCGGUCCCUUAAUGAAGAAGAAAAUUAUUGUCGGCACCUGUUCCUGCAUUGGUAAUCUCAUGACACAACGAUUUCCCGCCAAUCAUUUUACCCAUGUCAUUAUCGACGAAGCUGGGCAACUAAUUGAACCGGAAGCCAUGAUCCCAAUUUCGCUCGUUAAGGAACAAGGACAAGUAAUUCUCGCUGGAGAUCCGAAACAAUUGGGCCCAAUCGUGUUUAGUCGUUACGCUAAAGAACUGGGCUUGGUGCAAUCGUAUCUCGAUCGUUUGUUGGCCGAACAAUUUUACAUGGAAAAAGACACGGGAUUCGAUGAGAAACUUGUGACGAAAUUAAUUGACAACUAUCGUUCCAUUCCGAGUAUUUUACGAGGCUACAACGAAAUUUUCUAUAACGGAGCUUUGGUAGCUAAACUCGAUCAAAACGAUCCCGAAUGCAAAGAAAUGAUUGGACUCAAGAAAUGCCAACCGCUUUUGCGAGAAAUGUCCGAUCACUAUUCCGAGCGAAAAAGUUGGAUGAGCGGCAUUCAUUUCGUUCCCGUUGCUGGCACCAAUGAACACGAAUCUAGUUCGCCAUCGUGGUUCAAUACCUUUGAAAAAAAUAUCGUCGUCAAUACUUAUAUCAAACUUCUGACACAUUGCGGCUUCCAACCAAACGACAUCGGAAUCAUAAGUCCCUAUAAAUUGCAAUGCAAGAAAAUUUUGGAAGAAUUGAAAGCAAAAAAAUUCAAAAAUUUACCAAAAAUCGGUUCUGUUGAAGAAUUUCAAGGACAAGAAAAGGCAGUUAUUCUCAUUUCGACUGUACGAACGAGCGUCAAUAAACUCGGAGAGGACAAAAAAUUCACUUUGGGAUUCGUGCAAGAGCCGAAACGAAUGAAUGUAGUCAUCUCUCGUGCCAAAAGUCUUCUCAUCGUCUUUGGAAGUCCCGAAAUACUGCAAACUGACACAAAUUGGCUGCAAUUAAUUAAUUUAGCAAUCAGCUAUAAAACGUAUCAUGGGAUUCCAGUUGCUCCAGUGUCACCUGUUAAAAAAUCUAAAGUUUAAUUUUUAUUAUUUUAAGAAAAAAAAUUUAAAUUUACAGUCAGAACGUACAAAAAAAUUCGAAUCGAAUCUGUUAAAAAUAUUUUUAUAAGAGUAAAACUCAUUAAUUGUAAGAAAUUAAGGAAAAAAUUAAAAUUUUCAUCUGUUCAAUAUUUUUAAGACAAUAUAUAUAAAUGAAGAAUCUAAGAAAAAUUGAAUCAGUUUCUUUUAAGUCACUAAUCAGAAAACAUGGAAAAGUCAAUUUUUUUACUCGUUGUUGCUUAUUUUGCCUUAGUUGCUUGUAAUAAAAGUGCUAACGAGCAAUGUCUCAAUCGCAUUUUCCCAGGCAAGAAACUUGAAGAUGUCAAAUGGGGAAAAUUAAUGGUCGAAGCUUUUGUCAAGGACAAUCGUGACUACCAAUGUUUCAUCUUAUGUGGCUUAUCAAACCUCAAUAUCUUGACGAAAAAGGGCAUUGUUGAAACUAAAAAUAAUCCGCUUGCUUCUGAGCUUGGUGAUGAAAUUGCUGCAUGUUCUGCUCUUGUAGAGCAUUCUGCCGAUAAUUGUGUCAA
Molecule: messenger RNA, 3745 nt
Organism: Culicoides brevitarsis
Lineage: Eukaryota; Metazoa; Arthropoda; Insecta; Diptera; Ceratopogonidae
Product: probable RNA helicase armi
Exons: 7
Coding region: 78-3200 (1040 amino acids)
Biological process (GO): regulatory ncRNA-mediated post-transcriptional gene silencing
Cellular component (GO): P granule; cytosol
Molecular function (GO): 5'-3' RNA helicase activity; RNA binding
Source: RefSeq, a predicted model, not a curated record